GUCACAUUGACGGGUUCAGGCUCCCACGAAAAAUGACAUUCAUAACAGAUAUGGCAGCUGGACUUCUCUUGUUGGUUAUCCUCCUUUUCUUCCUCCCUCAGCCCAGUCUGACAGGGAUUCCUACACUCAUCAGAGAGAGACACUCAGUUCAGAUGACGGUUGACACUCCUCCACCUGUCUCUGUGUCUCACUAUCCAUCAACACACAGUGACCCUGUUUCUUUGAGGAUUCUGGGUGAACUACAGAAACCAGAGAUAAAUAUAAAUGACGAGUCUUCUGAUGUCAUCUCUAUUACCUGUGUUCUACCUGAGUCUGCCAGUGAUGGUAGCACAUGUCACCUAUACACUGGAGACCAGCCUCAUCCUUACAAAGAGACUCAGGCCAGAAGGAUGAGGACAUCAUCAUCCACUCAGGUGAUCUGCAUAUUCAGUGUGUCUAAGAGUGACCUGUUCAGAGGUCUGAAGGUGAGGAGAGAUGUGAGCUGUGACUACAGAGAGAACAUAGACUCCCACUCUGUCUCCCCACGCAGUGAUGGAUACAACUUCACAGUUCAGAAACCACUGAUUUCUUCCAGUCAUAAUGAGGAGAAGAUCUUCAUCACCUGUGAGAUUCCUGGACACGCUGGUAAUGACACAACCUGUAACCUGUAUGUUGGAGACCAGAGUCAUCGUAUCCUGAAGACAAAGAUCUGGAGAAAAAAAUCAUCCAGUUCAAAUCUAUGGUUCUGUCAGUUCACUGUGACUGAAGAUGAUCUGAUCAGACAUCUACAGUCAGUAGGGAGUCAGAAGGUGAGCUGUGACUACAGAGUGAGUUCAGGACGAAACUCUCUCUCUCCACGUAGUGACGGGUACAUUAUAACAAAUCUACUGGGAGAUCUUAUGAUCAGUGAUCCAACGACUAAACAGACAUCCUUUACAGCAGAAUUAAUUCACUUUCCAGCAGGUUCAACUGUUAGUACUGUUAGUACUGUUAGUACCCACAAAGCCCCAGUGAGACCAACUAGCAAUUUGCUAACUAAUACUGCUUUGAUCCCCAAAACCCCACUGAGGCCAACUACCAGUUCAACCUCUUCUUUGACCCCCAUGGCAACUACAUCAGAACCUGACAUUUUAACAGGUUCGACUGUUAGUUCUCAUUUGACAUCCAAAAUCUCUGUGAGACCCAUUACCAGUUCAACCACUGCUUCUAGCACCCUGGCAACUUCAUCAGUUCCUGCUGAAGAGAACGAACAGUCAACUGGAAAUGGCAAUUCUGGUAUAUACCACAUGUACUGCUCAGUCCCUGAUCGACCAGCAACUUCAGCCCAGACAGUUGGGCUGUAGAGUCUUCUGCAGACACACUGAAACUACACCACUGGUUUUCUGUUGCUACAUUUAAAAGGUCUCAAACAAAUAGCCUAUUUUUAACAUAAUGUCUUUAGUUCACAUCACUUUACUUGAAAUUAUCACUGACACCUGACUUUUGUUACAUAUCCAUAAUAUCUAUUUUGGUGUUUAAGUAAUUCGGGACAUAUUCUUUUUGUAUUUGUUUCUUCUUUUGCCCCUAGUAAAUUAUGUUAAAUCUGCAGUAUUAAUGUUUAUUGUCAGCUGUGUGAGGAGUUUUUCCAUAGUGCUCUGAUUCAGUUUCCAAUAUUUAUUCCAGUAUUUGGAGUAAAAAUUUAUAUCAAUUGAUGCCUUUAUUGUAUACUCACACAUUAUGCAACAUGCAUAUUGGAUAUCAAGUUACUUUAAUUAACAUUAAUUAGUAAUGGAUCCAAACAGAAUUUCAUCCGAUAAAUGUAAUUAAUUCAACAAUAUGCAUUCUAAAUGUAAUGUGGUGUUGUAAGGGACAGGUCUGGAAACAAACGAAAGCCAGUGGUAAAAGUAGGGUGACUGGUAGGAAACCGGUGUGCCUAAUUGUCUGGUGAUCAUGGGAAGGGCGUUGGAUAGUGAGUGUCCGGGGAGCUGAUGACAGAACAGGGCAUUGGGUUGGGAGUGACGGGGUGGCCGGUGAUUAGAAGACCGGGGAGGUUGAUCUCCUCAGCGGGGGAGGAGUCAUCGUGGGUGACCCAGAUGUGGCAGUAAGCUACUGUACUCUGAUUAAAGGUGUAUAUACUUCUGGUUAGGCCCAAACUGUAUUUCAUGGUACUGUACUUGUUCAAUGACAAUAAAGCUGAAUCUAAUCUAAUCAACCUGACAUGUGGUGGAGAGAUAAUUAUGUAUGAAAGUGUGAAUAUGUUCACUCAUUUAAUUUUUUAUAUUUAUUAUAGCAAUUUGUCACAUCCUAAAGUUAAUCUUUGUACUGAAAUUAUUUUAAAUACUAUAUAUUAGAUUAUAUAUGAACUCAAAUAUUUAAAAUAAUUGUUCUCCCUUCCUUAAUGCCAAAAAUCCUCAUGAUCUCUGAACAACCCUUGCUCCUCCUUCCCUUGUUAUUUUGACAUUUUAAGUCAUUUUAAAUUUCAAACUCUUAUCCCCACACACACACCGUUCAGGAAGUUACUGUAUAUUAUGUGAUUGCAUUUACUCCAGUUUUCACAUUUUCUAAGUCACAUGUAGAUGAAAUCAUAUUGUAAAAUGUAUUUUCAUUAAUUCUACUGAAACUAUUCUUUGUAUUGACAUUGCCAUUUAGGUUUGUAUGGAAUUUAGCCCACUGAAAUAAAACAUCUGUUUGUCUUUAAACGUG
Esox lucius (northern pike) is the source of this 2661-nucleotide messenger RNA. Its product is annotated as putative GPI-anchored protein pfl2. Lineage: Eukaryota; Metazoa; Chordata; Actinopteri; Esociformes; Esocidae. The transcript is spliced from 13 exons. Bases 33 to 1322 code for a protein of 429 amino acids. The record is from RefSeq and is a predicted model, not a curated record.